Messenger RNA from Python bivittatus (Burmese python), 721 nucleotides. Lineage: Eukaryota; Metazoa; Chordata; Lepidosauria; Squamata; Pythonidae. The record is from RefSeq and is a predicted model, not a curated record.
GCGGUGCAAGAACGGCGCAGGCCUCUGGGACGUGCUGCGGCUGGAGGACCACUACAGCCUCGGCGAGCAUCUCAGCGUUGCCAAGUUGCAGAUACGCAACCCGGUGGUGAGGACCAAUGUUGAAGGAUUGGCAGUAGACCUUGAGAGGCUGAGUAAUGUUCAGAGCAACAGAACUCUGGCAGAACGACUGGCUGAGGAAGCCAUGAAGCUCAAAAGAAUCCAGAACCAGAUGGUCUUCCCAAUGGAGACCCUUGUGGCAAAGCUGAAAGAAAGUGUCCAGUUUUUAGCAACCAUGGCACCUAGCUUCCAGGCUCAAUUCAACAACACCGAGUCCCAGACCACCCUUGUGGAGGCCAUUCUCCCCUUACAGACUCAGAAGAUCCUCAGACAGGAGUUGGACUGCUUUGCAAGGAAAGAGUUGGGAUACAUCUCCCAAUACCUGAACUGGAUGAGGACUACGCUGACUGAGGACGUUGCCUCCUGCCAGCCCUUUUCCACUGCUCUGGACAACAGCCGGGUGAUCUUGUGCAAUCGUGUUGUGGAUCCUUGGAAUGCCUUUUGGUUCAGCCUGGGAGGUUGCACCUUCUUCCUUCUUCCUAGUAUUUUUCUCGCCCUCAAGACGAUGAAGCAUUUUCGUCCAAUUCGGCACAGAUUAGUUUCUACUGGAUCAGAUGAAACGUUUCCCUUCCACAUCCCGCGCGUCACAUCUCUGCGGCUGUAA